Brenthis ino (lesser marbled fritillary) is the source of this 351-nucleotide messenger RNA. The record is from the annotation of a GenBank genome assembly. NCBI's taxonomy places the organism in Eukaryota, Metazoa, Arthropoda, Insecta, Lepidoptera, Nymphalidae.
AUGCACGUAGCGGCAGAGUUGAGAAAAUACGAUCCCAUAACCUUAGCAAGAGUAAAACAUUCCAUAAAUACUAUAAUAUUUGACGCUGAUAUGGCAUGUAUAAACCAACUCAAUCAGUCUACAAUUCAAGAAAACGAUGAAAGAAGACCAGAUCCCGACUUUGAACCAUUGUUGGAAGAAAAUCCAAUGGUUUACGAUGACGCUGCAACAAAAGGUAUUGACUUAGAUGCCAGUAUUGACGACCUAAAAAAUAAUGAAACUGUUUCACAAGCCGCUGAACCAAAUCAUCAAGUAACUCCAUCAGCCUCAAAUUCAAGAACAAACAAAGCAAAAGAGAAUUACAAUGGAAAC